Molecule: messenger RNA, 2769 nt
Organism: Paramormyrops kingsleyae
Lineage: Eukaryota; Metazoa; Chordata; Actinopteri; Osteoglossiformes; Mormyridae
Source: RefSeq, a predicted model, not a curated record
GUUUUUUUUCGCCGGGCGGAGCGAAGUAUCAAGGGCGGAUCGAGGCGGAAUGACCCCCGUCAUCGGCAGGGUGUGAUAUAUCUGACUAACCUGCGCUUUGCGCUCCAUCCUGCUGAGCGUCGCUCCGCGAACCCGCAAAGAAACAGGUCACUGGCAGUGUUUAUCUCUCGGUAGUGAGGAUUCCAGUUGUGGAUUAACCAAUGUCUUCAAAGCCAAACGGGAGUCCUCCUCCCUAUACUAACGAUGAUGUUUACCAUGCACCCCCAGAUCUGUAUGAUGCAGGACCACCGCAAACAGCCUAUUCCUAUUAUCCCGAUGAUGAGAUCCAACACUUCUAUCGCUGGACUUCCCCACCUGGCAUUAUCAAAAUCAUUGCAGUUAUCAUUAUCAUUAUGUGCGUCGCCAUCUUUGCCUGUGUAGCUUCCACACUGGCUUGGGACAGCAACAUGGGCAUGAUGGGCUUUGGUGGCCUAUCAGGAAAUUAUGGAGGAACCUCCUAUGGAGGGGGCUAUGGAGGGGGCUAUGGAGGGGGCUACAAUAGCUUUGGUGGUGCGGGCUAUGGAGCUGGAAAUGGCUACGGCUAUGGAACCCUGGGAGGCAACUACAUCGACCCCAGGAAGGGCAAGGGCUUCAUGAUUGCCAUGGCAGCCAUCAUUUUCAUUGCCGUUCUUGCGAUCUUCAUCUUGGUGGUGUCCCGGCAAUAUGCGUGCCGAACGCGGAAGUUCUACCUGAUCUUCAUCAUCGGCUGUGCCAUCCUGGCCUUCUUCAUGUUCAUAGCUACGAUAGUGUACUUGGUAGCUGUCAAUCCCAUGGCCCAGUCUUCGGGGUCUGUGUAUUACAGCCAGAUCAUGGGCUUGUGUGCUCAGUACCAGACCCCUCAACCAAGUGAUAUCUUCGUCAACCAGUAUCUGUACCACUACUGUGUGGUGGAACCUCAGGAGGCCAUUGCUAUUGUUCUUGGAUUCCUGGUGACCGCCGGACUGGUCAUCAUGCUGGUGUUUGCCGUGAAGACCCGUCUGGCGAUCGGGCGGUAUGGGAAGGAGCAGAUUCUCUGGGACAAAGUUAAGGUUAUCAAUGAAGAGGAUGCGCCGCAGGAUGUGGAAGAAUGGGUGAACAACGUGUCAUCUACGCCACCACAUCUGCUGGCUGAGUAUCCUGAAAAGUUUGGGUCCAGAAACCACCUGGAUGACCACAGUAUGGAAUAUGGCAAACCGCCCUACAGUUACAACCCAGACCUGGCCAAUCAGGAUACACUCCCACACACCUUGGGUCCCUACAGCAGUAGUUCUAGCUCUCUGGGGAAGCCUGGGAAGAAGCCGAGCGGACGGCCCUCACGCACCAGUGGCUAUGACACUGCUGAGUCUGGUGAUGAGCUGGAUGAUGAUGAGUUUGAUGGUGAGUUUCCACCCAUUACUACUGAACAGCAGAGGCAGGACUAUAAGCGGCAGUUUGACAAGGACCACCAAGAGUAUAAAAGCCUGCAGGCGGAGAUGGACAACGUCAACAAGAAUCUGGCUGAAGUGGACCAGGAUCUCGACAGCCUUGAAGAAGGAAGCCCGCAGUUCCUGGACGCCAUGGAUGAGUACAACAGGCUGAAGGAAAUGAAAAGGUCUUCGGAUUACCAGACGAAGAAACAAAGGUGUAAGUAUCUGAAAGGCAAACUCUCGCACAUCAAGAAGAUGGUCAGUGAUUUUGAUCACCGAGAUUAACCUCUGACCCUGGACUUCAGCCUGGUUCGGCCAUUUUCUGGGUGAACGUGUCUUACUGCAUCGAAAAGAUCACUAAAGGGCAGGUCAUUGCAGUGAGGUUUUUCUUUCAGCAUAAUAGUAUUCAAACAUAUCAAUUUAUGUAGAUCUUCACUUUUUUAAAUCUCCAUAAAAGGAGAUGUACUGGAUGCAAGUUUGACACAUGAAAUGAAUUUGUUUGACAAAGCAGUUUUUUAUUCACUUGUAUAAAUGUUUUUUUUUUUUUUUGUAAUGUUGAUGAAUACCAGUGAUUUCUAAUGUCUAGUACUUAUUGCACAGUUUGAACUACUACUAUAAUCUCUUGUAAACUGUAACUAUGGAGUAGCAUGCUGUUAAUGGGUUUCUGUCAGUGGCUCAUCUGGAAUUCUGGAAACUUCCGCAGAACAUUACUCUGUACCCAUUUCUGGGUUUCACUGUGAAAAUUGAAACUAAUCAAAGUCUGCUGCAGUGUACUAAUUAGUCUUUUUUUUUUCUCAUUUCUUUGUAUGUAUUGAAUUCUACAACAUUUUGGUUUAUAGAGUUGUGCUGUAGGUUUUUAACAUGAACGUAUAUCAUACCCAAACUGAAUUUUGUACAUUUUAAAGCUCGUUUUGAAGUGCCUUUCGGGUUUUAACUUUUAGGAGACUAACUGCAGAUGAAUGGCUCCAGUAUAAUUUUUACCAACUACUUUAUAUUUAUUUUAUAAACUGGAUUAAUAAAACUAUUGAAGUCAUCUUUUGUUUCAGUGACUAUAUAUAGGAAAUGUUGUUUUAAAUGAAAUGAUUGCCGAACCUGUAUAAUCCAGUCCUUGUGCAAUUUUCUGAAAUUAUGCAAUGGACCUUUUGAGAAUGUAUGGCUUAACGUUUCCUCACUCAUAGCUGGAGUCAUAGGGUUAACUGGGAGGAGAAACCAACAAUCUAGACUGGCUGUGAUUCUUAAAGUAGCAUUCAAGUGUAUGCAGUACAGAAACGGGUGGCUUUGGCCUGAUGGCCUGGAGUGUUCUGUAUUUUUCCAUUUUAUUAUAUUAAAAAGCUGUUGUGUGUAA